AUGGAUUCCUGCCGGUGGAGCCUUGAUCGCCGCUCCGAGGAGGUGCUCGCACACGCUCGACGCUCGCCGGUCUCCGCGAACGUCGCGCCGGUCUCCGCGAACGUCGUGCCGCACGCUCGCCCACGGUCGACGCUCGCCGCACACACCGUCUCAGCCUCGCUGGUGGUGUCGGACUCCAACGAGGUGCUGCAGGACUCCGACGAGGUGCUGCAGGACUCCGACGCGGUGCUGCCGGACUCCGUCGAGGAGGUGCCGGACUCCGUCAAGGAGCUGCCCGACUCCGACGAGCUGCUGCCGGACUCCAUCGAGGUGCAGCUGGAGUACGAUGCGGUGCAGCCGAACUCCGUCGAUGUACUGCCGGACUCCGACCAGCUGGACGAGGUGGUGCAUUGUCCUCGCUGUGGCACGUUCCAUGCCGGCGGCGUCUUCGGAGAGGAAUGCUACCAAGCUCGCCGCGAAGCUCGCCGGUGUGCCCGUUGUGGCCUCUUACAUGAAGACUACGAUAUGAUAGCAAAGUGGUUGGACUACCUAGACAAGUUCGACUGUGAGAUCUACAUCCCAGAUGUCUCCAAACUUCAAAUGGAUGGUAACACCAUCAUUCUGCCAGAGCACGUCAUCAACAAGUUGGACAAGAUCAGAGAUGCAAAGAAGUUGGAACUUGCAAAGCUCAAACAAGAUGCAAACAAAGAACAAUAA
Messenger RNA from Miscanthus lutarioriparius, 696 nucleotides. Lineage: Eukaryota; Viridiplantae; Streptophyta; Magnoliopsida; Poales; Poaceae. The record is from the annotation of a GenBank genome assembly.